AUGGACGACCGCUACCGCCAAAAUGGACUGCCCACGCCUACAGGAGGCCAGUAUCAGCCGCUAGCCCAGCAGCCCUACGGCGGUGCGCAGCACCAGCUGCCUACGCUGCCACCCCUCCAACAGAGCGGCACCCAGUUCUCCUCGUUGUACGGCCACAAUAGCAACCCGCAGACGCCUAUCACGCCUCACACGCCUGCAACUUCCGCGUCAAGCACCAGCACCACCAUCCCGCCUAUCGCUCCACAGCAUCCGCCGCUCCGGCCAAUCCAGCCCUCCCCGUCAUACCUCUCACUCACCUCGUCCUACUCUCAACCUCCCCUGCUUCCAACUGCGCCGGCGCACUCCAACCAACACCACAUAGCGCCCGCGCCGCUGUCAACUGGACUACAGGAUGUGCGCGCCGGGGGGCUAGGCCUGACACCCCACUCGCAGCUCUAUCCUCAUCCGCCGGUCCUGUCGAACCAAGAGCCAGAGCCGGUGCAUGUCGUGGGCCAGCAAGGCCGCCGCGGUGUGCUCCCCACGCAUCCCGGGCGACCUUCGCCGGCAGUGGGUAAGGCAAUCACCAACCCCAACAAGAACGCGGAGGGCAAGUACGAGUGCCCGCACUGCAACAAGACAUACCUGCAUCUGAAGCAUCUGAAGCGUCAUCUUCUCCGGCACACCGGCGAGCGGCCCUAUCAAUGUCAUCUGUGCAAAGAUACGUUUUCGCGCAGCGACAUCCUCAAGCGCCAUUUUCAAAAGUGCUCAAUACGACGUGGAAACCCCACUGGGGCAAGUCAUCUUCAGAAUGCUCAGUCUCAUCUACAGAAGAACCGCCCGCCAAGCGGUGCAGAGGCCAACUCGUAUCUCCACCAUAUCGGCACAUCCAUGUCUUAUUCCGAUGCUGCUUAUGGUAACACCACCCUUGGCGGGAUGCCCCCCAUGCAAACCGAUGCAUACGGCGAUGGGCUCCCAUCUAUGAAUGCUCCCCAGUCGUUAUCCGCGCGAACCUCGCGAUCCAACAGCCUCAUCCGUCCUGGCAGUGGAGUCGAGGAGAACCGAAGGAGCAUGUCUGCGCUUGAACUUGGAAGCAAUCGUGUCAAUUUCAACGAUUUCCGCGGCCCAAAUGGCCUGCCGAACAGUCUAUCCCAUGAUCUUAGCUCGUAUGGCACGCAGCAGAACCAGACGUCUGCGGCUGUCCCAAAUGGUGCAAACCAUUAUAGCUACGACAAUACCAUGGGGCCUCCCGAGAUGGCCCAGAACAAUAUGCCCGUCAAAUCUGAGGAUACCGGCUCAGCAACUUAUGGACGCCCCACGCUACCCAAUGUUGAUGGCCUGACCAACGCACAAGACAGCUCUAUGCGGUGGGGCAGCUCGUUCAACGGGGACCCACAAGACAACUUCCUCAUGACGAGUAUGGCGAAUGAACCUUCCCAUGGGAGCAUGUUCAGUAGGCUAUACUCCCAAGAUCCCGGGUUUUCUGGCACCACUUCCCUCCUCGAUACCUGGGUUCUCGGCUCGUCUGAUCCUUUGCGGAACAAGGCGAGCGCAUUGGUACAUUUCUGCUACCCGGAUCCGUCCAUGUCGACCUCGGGAUCGAAUGCAACACACGGUUAUGAAACACUACAGGCGGUGUUGAGCCCGGAGAACGUCAAGCACUUUCUGGAGCAGUAUAAGAACUACCACAGCCACUGGCCAAUGAUUCACCUGGCGUCAUUUAAUCCCACCAACGCGUAUGAUGGGCUGGUUCUCACUAUGAUCUGUAUUGGGGCCGUGUAUUCCGAGAGAUUAGGCGUCAAGAAGGUUCGCUGGUUGAUGGAGAUCGUAAGGGCUGCCGUAUUCAGGUCAUCUGGGGUCUAUAAACUUGCCAGUCAAAUUCCCCAUGGGGUCGUCGACUCAAACGCACGCUCGUCUACUGAAAUUGAAGAGACUCAGGCCUUGAUACACCUUCAUUCUUUGUUCGUCUGGCACGGGAGUCAGAAGCAGCGGCGACGAGCCCUGGAGGAGUCUUGGGUGCUCGCACGUGUCACCCGCCAUCUUGGUAUGCUUCGUCCUCUGCCGAAUGGGCAUCCGAGCUUCAGCGCACUUCAUCAGCCUGGACCCGUUGAUGGUAACGAAGUCAACACAUGGACUUGGACUUCCUGGGUCGAGCAGGAAAAGCGAGCCAGAGUCAUGUAUCUCAUCUUUUUGAUAGAUGCUUCUGUCGCUAUAUUCUUCAAUGUGGAGCCGCAACUCGACGUCUACGACAUCAAACUUCCACUACCGGCGGACGAUGCAGCCUGGGAAGCCUUGAACGAGGAAGAUUGUGCUUGUGCAUUGGGUCUUCGAGGAGAAGCAGCGCAAGGCAAGAACUUUACUGGCAGCCUCCGCGCGAAGCAGCUGGGCAUGUCAGAAGCCCUUCAAUAUCUCCACCAAGGCGGAGAGUUCCCCGAGCGAGCAACGAAUAUGUUCUCAAAGUUCAUCCUCAUACACGCCAUCCACGUCCAGAUUUUCAGGAUACAGCGGCAAAUCCUUGGUAUUUGCGGUCAUUCCGGUCAUAGUGGCUUCUCCAGUGGAACUAGUACACCUCAGUCCCAAACGGAGUGGACAUCUACGGAUGGAUCGAUUAGCAACCCGACAAGCGGACGUGCAACUCCAACGGAUUCCAUUAACUCCCGCUAUUCACAUACCCACCAAACGCUUCGCUUGACGAUGGCCGCUCUCGAGUUAUGGAAGAGACAAUGGGAUGCCGAUGUGCAGAUUCAGUACCGCCAGCGUCAGCGGCGGGUGGGCUUCUGCAGAGACGCUAUCCAUUUCUAUUUCCUCGCUACGCUUUUCCUCCGGAGCUCUCGACGCGAAGACUGGGCGUUCCGACCUGAUGCUCGCUGCCAGCAAGUCUUCAAUAUGUUGAAGCAGAUCAGAGCUCAUGUUGCCUCGGAUUCGGUUUCAAAAGGACUAGAUAUCGGGAGCAUCACCGUUGUGAACGAUAACUACGGAAUUGCAGAUCUGACACUCGACAUGAAGCUCCUAUUCACACCCGUCGAUGAGACACCUUGA
Molecule: messenger RNA, 3015 nt
Organism: Trematosphaeria pertusa
Lineage: Eukaryota; Fungi; Ascomycota; Dothideomycetes; Pleosporales; Trematosphaeriaceae
Exons: 3
Coding region: 1-3015 (1004 amino acids)
Biological process (GO): DNA-templated transcription; regulation of transcription by RNA polymerase II
Cellular component (GO): chromatin
Molecular function (GO): zinc ion binding; RNA polymerase II cis-regulatory region sequence-specific DNA binding; DNA-binding transcription factor activity, RNA polymerase II-specific
Source: RefSeq, a predicted model, not a curated record